AUGCGGAACAGGACAAGUGGCGACCUCUUUGAUUCCGCGCCAAUCACCGCCUAUCACCGCCAAUCACCGCCUAUCCAGCCAGCAGCCACAGGCCCGUCACCGGAGGACGAGGCGUCGCUGUGGUCGCGCCUCACCUUCGCGUGGGUGGGGCCGCUGAUACGGCUGGGCAACGCCAAGGUGCUGCACGCGCCCGACCUGCCGCCCCUCUGCCCGCGCGACUCCACUGCUGCCGUCGCACCCUCGCUCAGGGCCGCGUGGCAGGCCGAGACGAACGCCACGCACAGGUGCUCCAGCAGAGUUGUAUUGGAUGCGUCACUUGUUGGCCCGCGUGCUAGUGACCGCAUUCGCGCUAGUGACCGCAUUCGCGCUAGUGACCGCAUUCGCGCUAGUGACCGCAUUCGCGCUAGUGACCGCAUUCGCGCUAGUGAGCGCAUUCGCGCUAGUGACCGCAUUCGCGCUAGUGACCGCAUUCGCGCUAGUGACCGCAUUCGCGCUAGUGACCGCAUUCGCGCUAGUGACCGCAUUCGCGCUAGUGACCGCAUUCGCGCUAGUGACCGCAUUCGCGCUAGUGAGCGCAUUCGCGCUAGUGAGCGCAUUCGCGCUAGUGAGCGCAUUCGCGCUAGUGAGCGCAUUCGCGCUAGUGAGCGCAUUCGCGCUAGUGAGCGCAUUCGCGCUAGUGACCGCAUUCGCGCUAGUGAGCGCAUUCGCGCUAGUGAGCGCAUUCGCGCUAGUGAGCGCAUUCGCGCUAGUGAGCGCAUUCGCGCUAGUGAGCGCAUUCGCGCUAGCGAGCGCAUUCGUGCUAGUGAGCGCAUUCGCGCUAGUGAGCGCAUUCGCGCUAGUGAGCGCAUUCGCGCUAGUGACCGCAUUCGCGCUAGUGAGCGCAUUCGUGCUAGUGAGCGCAUUCGCGCUAGCGAGCGCAUUCGCGCGCCCCUUCGUGGCAGCGGGCGCUCUGGAAUCUCCACUGCUCCCACCUGCUCCUCGCCUCGCCACUCUCUGCCCCUCAAGACUGCUUCUUUCCGCUUUCCCCCUCCCCCCUUUCUCCCCCUCUUUCCCUCUUCCCUCCCCCUCUCCCACCCACUGCCCCCUAUCUCUCCCCCCUGCCCCCAGGCAUCCCUCGCUGCCCCGUGCAUUGCAGUCAACAGCUCAGCCGAAGGCCUCCUUGGUCCCUCGCUCUUCCUCCGCAACUCCUCGCUCCCCCUCCCCUCCACCCUCACACCCUCCCUCCACCGCUCACUCCUCUCCGCCCCCUCCACCCACCCCACGAUCCCUGUCACUACCCUACUCCCAUCUCUCCCCCCAGCACCGCAACUCCUCGCUUGGAUCUUCCUCCCUUUCGUGUCUCUCGUCCCUCAAGCGCCUCCCCACACCCAGAGCCCAAUCGCCAACGCCACUCUUGGCUUCACGGGCCCCCUCACACACUCCUCAACUCACCCACUCCCUUCCUCCUCCUCCUCGCACUUAUCCUCGUUAGUGGCCGCUUCACUACCAGCGUGGCUGCCGGGGCUGCUGCUAGCAGGGGUGUUGCUGGCGUGCAACGUGGGGCAGUCGCUCGUCGCCCAUCAGUACUUCCACCGCCUCUACCGCCUCUCCUCCCAUGUGCGUUCCUCUCCUCCCAUGUGCGUUCCUCUCCUCCCAUGUGCGUUCCUCUCCUCCCAUGUGCGUUCCUCUCCUCCCAUGUGCGUUCCUCUCCUCCCACGUGCAUGCCUCUUCUCCUAUACAGCUGUACGUCCCUCUCACUCACACUCCAUUUCAUUUUCAUUCUCUCCCACCGCACUCCACCCCUGUGCAACCGCAUCCCCUGCCUCGUCCCAUCACGUCCUCCGCUCUACCCUUUCCAUACCGCAUCCCCAUGCAACCCACUCCACGCCCGAUUUACCCACCCCCCCUCCCCUCCCCCACUCCGCGCACGACAUGGACAUGGUGCGCGGCCACCAGGUGCGCACGGCGCUGGUGGCGCUCAUCUACUCCAAGGCGCUGCGCAUCUCCGCUGCCGCGCGCCACUCCACCAGCCUGGGGGAGAUUGUGAAUCUGCAGAGCAACGAUGCGGAGAAGCUGGCGAAGCUGUGCAUCUAUCUGCACAUCGUGUGGAGCGGCCCCCUGCAGAUCAUCGGUGCCUUGGCCUUCCUCUUUCGCUUCCUCUCUGUCAUCCCUGCCCUGGCGGGGCUAGCCACCAUGCUGCUGCUGAUGCCGUUCAACGGGGUGCUCAUGGGGCGCCUCUCCGCGGUGCGGCACCGCCUCAUAGCGCGCACCGAUGCGCGUGUGCGCCUGCUCUCCGAGGCCGUGGGGGCCGUGCGCGCCGUGAAGCUCAACGGGUGGGAGGCGCUGUUCAAAGGGCGCAUAGAGGCGAGGCGGGCGGAGGAGAUGAAGGAGAUCACUGUGUCCGUGCUGCUGGGUGGGUGGGUUUGCUGGCCCCGGGUUUGUGAUGCACGGGUGGGUGCUGUGCUGUGCCCCAUCGAGCCGGGCCAUGCAUGGGGGCCAUGCAUGGGGGCCAUGGUCCUUUUCGCCGACUACAUCACACCCAUGCUCGUCCGGUCCGUGGCUCCAUGCUCCCUGUGCCUCCUGUGUCCCCACCCCCACACACCACCACCAGAGGCCAUGGGGCUAUUCGUGUACUACCUCACGCCCAUGGUCGUCAGUGUCGUCUCCCUCGCCGCCUAUGUGCUGCUCGGCCGCCCGCUCACUGCCGACGUCGCCUUCCCCGCCCUCGCCCUCUUCAACCUCCUCAGGUUCCCCCUCGCCAUGAUUCCCGAUCAAAUCAACGACUACGUGCAAGCCAAGGUCUCCGCGGGCCGUGUUGAAAAGUUUCUGCUGCUGCCCGAGAUCGUUCCUUUGGAAGAGGAGCCGGGCAGCCAGAAGGGUAGCAUAAAGCUUUGCAAUGCCUCUUUCUCCUGGGGAGGUGGGGCAGGCGAAGUGGAGAGCGCCAGUGAUGCUGAUGGCAGUGGCCGCAAUGAUUCGAGCACUAUUGGUGCUGGUGGCAGCGGUGGCAGUGGCAGUGCUGUGGCAGUGGGUGCGAAUGGCAUAGCUUGUGAUGGUGGUGGGCGAGGUGAGCUCACCUCAUGCACAUUCGCUCCCAACCUCACUCGUCAUCCGCUCUAUCCGCUCUACUCUGUUGGCUUCUUACCGUCCUCUCCUCUCCUCUUCGCAUGUGGCUGCCGGCAAGUCAUCUCUGCCUGCCAGGGACUAGGGGGAAGGGAAUCAGUAGGGGCGGGCAAGUCGUCACUGCUGGCGGGGCUGCUGGGGGAAAUUACUCGCGUGGCGGGCAGUGUGUCCGUGGCAGGCCGCGUGGCGUACACCAGCCAGGACCCCUGGAUUCUCAAUGCCACGGUGCGCGACAACAUCCUCAUGGGGGCGGCGGGCGACACAGCGGCCGCAGUGGACGAGGGGCGGUACCAGCGAGCCAUAGACGUGUGUGCGCUGAGGCACGACCUCGCCAUGCUGGCCGGCGGUGACCUGGCUGAGAUCGGCGAGCGCGCACUUGGGCCACCAGCACUUGGGCCACCAGCACUUGCGAUUCCUCCCCCCUCCACUGCUACCGUCCCCCCUCCACUGCUACCUCCCCCCUCCACUGCUACCUCCCCCCUCCACUGCUACCUCCCCCCUCCACUGCUACCUCCCCCCUCCACUGCUACCUCCCCCCUCCACUGCUACCUCCCCCCUCCACUGCUACCUCCCCCUCCACUGCUACCUCCCCCCUCCACUGCUACCUCCCCUCUCCACUGCUACCUCCCCCCUCCACUGCUACCUCCCCCCUCCACUGCUACCUCCCCCCUCCACUGCUACCUCCCCCCUCCACUGCUACCUCCCCCCUCCACUGCUACCUCCCCCCUCCACUGCUACCUCCCCUCUCCACUGCUACCUCCCCCCUCCACUGCUACCUCCCCCCUCCACUGCUACCAUCCCCCCUCCACUGCUACCUCCCCCCUCCACUGCUACCUCCCCCCUCCACUGCUACCUCCCCUCUCCACUGCUACCUCCCCCCUCCACUGCUACCUCCCCCCUCCUCUGCUACCUCCCCCCUCCACUGCUACCUCCCCCCUCCACUGCUACCUCCCCCCUCCACUGCUACCUCCCCCCUCCACUGCUACCUCCCCCCUCCACUGCUACCUCCCCCCUCCACUGCUACCUCCCCCCUCCACUGCUACCUCCCCCCUCCACUGCUACCUCCCCCCUCCACUGCUACCUCCCCCUCCACUGCUACCUCCCCCCUCCACUGCUACCUCCCCCCUCCACUGCUACCUCCCCCCUCCACUGCUACCUCCCCCCUCCACUGCUACCUCCCCCCUCCACUGCUACCUCCCCCCUCCACUGCUACCUCCCCCCUCCACUGCUACCUCCCCCCUCCACUGCUACCUCCCCCCUCCACUGCUACCUCCCCCCUCCACUGCUACCUCCCCCCUCCACUGCUACCUCCCCCCUCCACUGCUACCUCCCCCCUCCACUGCUACCUCCCCCCUCCACUGCUACCAUCCCCCCUCCACUGCUACCUCCCCCCUCCACUGCUACCUCCCCCCUCCACUGCUACCUCCCCCCUCCACUGCUACCUCCCCUCUCCACUGCUACCUCCCCCUCCACUGCUACCUCCCCCCUCCACUGCUACCUCCCCCCUCCACUGCUACCUCCCCCCUCCACUGCUACCUCCCCCCUCCACUGCUACCUCCCCCCUCCACUGCUACCUCCCCUCUCCACUGCUACCUCCCCCCUCCACUGCUACCUCCCCCCUCCACUGCUACAUCCCCCCUCCACUGCUACCUCCCCCCUCCACUGCUACCUCCCCCCUCCACUGCUACCUCCCCUCUCCACUGCUACCUCCCCCCUCCACUGCUACCUCCCCCCUCCUCUGCUACCUCCCCCCUCCACUGCUACCUCCCCCCUCCACUGCUACCUCCCCCCUCCACUGCUACCUCCCCCCUCCACUGCUACCUCCCCCCUCCACUGCUACCUCCCCCCUCCACUGCUACCUCCCCCCUCCACUGCUACCUCCCCUCUCCACUGCUACCUCCCCCCUCCACUGCUACCUCCCCUCUCCACUGCUACCUCCCUGCAACGCCAUCUCGUCCACCCCCCCCGCCCGUCCACCCACCAGGCAUCAACCUGUCGGGGGGGCAGAAGCACCGAGUGGCGCUGGCGAGGGCGGUGUAUGCGCGGGCCGAUGUGGUGCUGCUGGACGACCCGCUCAGUGCUGUUGACACUCAUGUGGGCCGCCACCUGUUCACAGAGUGUAUCUGCGGUGAGCUGGCGGGGACCACGCGUGUGCUGGUGACACAUCAGCUGCAGUAUGCAUCGCAUGCUGACGUCAUCAUCGUCAUCAGAGCCGGCCGUGUGACUGCCAUGGGCACAUUUGACGAGCUGCAGGCCAGGGGCGUGGACUUGGCAUUGUGGGACGAGAAGCAGCAGGAGCCGGAUGAGCAAGGCAAGGCCACAUGGCAAGACGGCCCUGCUGCUGCUCCUGCUACUGCUGUCACUGCUGCGACAGCACCUGAGCCACGUGCGAGCAGCAGCGAGGCAGCACAUACACCCAGCAGCAGCAGCAGCAGCAGCAGCAGCAGCAGCGGCAAUGGCAAAACAGGGAGGGUGGGUGGUGGAAGCACGAGCAAUAGCAGGGGUGCUUCAGAAGGCGACAACAACAACGACCUCACACGCCCUCUGCUGGCUCACUCCCCCACAUCCGCACAUCCAGCAGCCAGCACCACCGCCCCUGCUGCUCGUAGUGGCAGUGCAGGCAGCAGCGGUGGCAGUGCAGAGGGUGGGAAGAAGCAGAGGGCGGUGGGGCAGCUGGUGGAGGAGGAGGGGCGAGCAGAGGGCGGGGUGGCAGCAGGCGUGUACUGGGAGUACCUCAGGGCGUGGGGCGGGCGGGCGGGGUGGCUCAUGCCAGUGCUGGUGCUGGCGGUGUUCGGGGUGUCGCAGUCACUCAAAGUGGCCAGUGAUGCCUGGCUCGCUGAUUUGAGUUGGGCAGCCACAGCUUGUUUCUGUCCCUCUGCUUCUCACCAGCCUGAUUGCUCUCUGUCUGCUUUCAUCGUCACAAUCAAUUUGUUCACCAGGCAGUGGGUUUCUUUCCCCUCUCCCCUGCCCCCUCUCUCCUCGCACCAGCUCGUCUACAGCCUCGCCACUCUGGCCACAGGGCUCCUCUCCUCCCUCCGUGGGGUGCUGCUUGCCUUGGGUUGCCUCACAGCAGCACGCUCGCUGCACUCGCGCCUGCUGGCCCGAGUGCUGCGCCUGCCCAUGGCGUUCUUUGACUCACAGCCAUCAGGCCGCCUGCUGAACCGCUUCACGCGGGACAUGGAGCAGAUGGACCUGCAGCUGCCCGACACGCUGCUUUCCUACCUCUCCUGCCUCUUCCAGGUGGUGUUUGCCAUCGUGGUGAUAGUCAUCGUCACGCCGCCCUUUCUUCUGCCACUCAUCCCGCUGCUCCUCCUCUACCGCCGCAUCCAGACCGUCUACAUCGCCGCCUCACGUGAGCUCAAGCGCAUCGACUCGCUGGCCCGCUCGCCCAUCUUCGCGCACUUCAGCGAGACCCUCACCGGCCUCUCCACCGUGCGUGCCUUCCGCCGCCAGCGCGCCUUCUCCGCGCGCAACAGCCUCAACCUCGACCGCGCCUCCCAGGCCUACCUCGCAGCCAUGGCGUCCAACCGCUGGCUCGGGCUGCGUCUGGAGCUGAUCGGCGCGUCGAGCGUGUUUGCCACCGCGUGCUUCUGCGUGGUGGGUGGCGUGGCUGCUGCAGCUGCAGCCGCGGCGGCAGCUGGUGGAGGGGGGAGCAGCAGCAGCACGGGCUCUUGGGCUGCUGGCUUUGCAGGGCUGGCGCUGACGAGUGCGCUAUCGAUCACGGGGUACAUGAAUUGGAUGGUCAGGAUGAAUGCUGAGCUGGAGUCGCAGAUGAACGCUGUCGAGCGCAUUCUCGAGUACACCACUCUGCCCACCGAGGCACCAGAUGUGGUCGAAUCUCGCCGCCCGCCUGCGGACUGGCCGCAGCAAGGAGUGAUAGAAGCAGAGGGAGUGGUGGUGAGGUACCGCCCGGAGCUGGCUCCUGUGCUGAAAGGACUCACCUUCUCCAUCCGGGCAGGUGAAAAAGUGGGAGUGUGCGGGCGCACGGGCAGCGGAAAGACGACACUAACCAUGGCGCUGUAUCGAAUAGUGGAGCUGAGUGCAGGGCGGAUAGUGAUCGACGGCAUUGAUGCCGCGAGCAUCGGGCUGUGGGACUUGCGGUCGCGCCUCUCCCUGGUGCCACAGGACCCGGUGGUCUUCUCCGGCAGUAUCCGCUGGAACCUCGACCCCUACACUGCGGUGGCAGGGGACACGGAAGGGGACGGGAAUGUGAGGAGGGGGGGACAUCAGGAGGGGAAAAGCGACGGGGGAGGGCUGCGAGGAGAUGUGGAGUUGUGGGAGGCGCUGACGCAAGCAGGUGUGGCGGAUGCCGUGCGGGCAUUGCCAGGUCAGCUCGACGCUGAGGUGGCAGAGGGCGGCGGGAACCUGAGUGUGGGGCAGAGGCAGCUGCUGUGCCUGGCACGCGCGCUGCUGCGGCGCUCGCAUGUGCUUGUGUUGGACGAGGCCACAUCGAAUGUGGACACGGCAACAGACGCAGCAGUGCAGGCAGCGGUGAGGGGAGGGGCGUUUGCAGCGUGCACGGUGAUCACCAUCGCCCACCGCCUGCACACCAUUGUGGACUGCCACCGGGUCAUGCUGCUGGAGGAUGGACAGGUGGCGGAGCUUGAUUCGCCGGCGGCGCUGCUGCAGGAGAGGUCGUCGAGGUUCUCAGCGUUUGUGGAUGCCACGAUGCCAAGAGAAGCUGCUGCUCUGCGCCGAAUUGCUUCGGCAAAGUCUGUGGCGGCGAGCGAGGGAUGA
Messenger RNA from Closterium sp. NIES-65, 7836 nucleotides. The record is from the annotation of a GenBank genome assembly. Lineage: Eukaryota; Viridiplantae; Streptophyta; Zygnematophyceae; Desmidiales; Closteriaceae.